GCUUAAGUAAUAAGGUUAAAUUAUUUCUUACUUGCUGCCUGCGUAACUACGGCGCGGCAUCAGUCUACUCCUUUUCAGUCGGAAUCGGCUUCAAGAUGUCUCUUGUGAUUCCUGACAAAUUUCAACACAUUCUUCGUGUUUUGAACACGAACAUCGAUGGAAGGCGUAAGGUGAUGUUCGCCCUCACUGCCAUCAAGGGUGUCGGUCGCCGGUUCUCCAACAUCGUGUGUAAGAAGGCCGAUGUGGACCUGAACAAGCGUGCUGGAGAACUUAGCGACGAGGAGGUGGAGAAGCUCAUCACCAUCAUGUCGAACCCCCGGCAGUACAAGAUCCCCGACUGGUUCCUCAACAGGCAGAAGGAUAUCAAGGACGGCAAAUACAGUCAAGUUACGUCCAACGCUCUCGAAAACAAGCUCCGUGAGGACCUCGAGAGGCUGAAGAAGAUCCGUGCCCACCGCGGUCUUCGACACUUCUGGGGCCUGCGUGUGAGGGGCCAGCACACAAAGACCACUGGCAGGAGGGGAAGGACUGUUGGUGUGUCCAAGAAGAAGAACUAGGCUGUUGCCAAAUAAAACAUUCACAGGCAA
Dermacentor andersoni is the source of this 587-nucleotide messenger RNA. It is a transcript of the gene RpS18, whose product is annotated as ribosomal protein S18. Lineage: Eukaryota; Metazoa; Arthropoda; Arachnida; Ixodida; Ixodidae. The record is from RefSeq and is a predicted model, not a curated record. Gene Ontology annotation, biological process: translation. Gene Ontology annotation, molecular function: structural constituent of ribosome; RNA binding. Gene Ontology annotation, cellular component: ribosome; small ribosomal subunit; cytosol.